This is a messenger RNA of Platichthys flesus (European flounder), 928 nucleotides long. RefSeq names its product collectin-12-like. The transcript is spliced from 4 exons. The coding region runs from base 153 to 776 and encodes 207 amino acids. Gene Ontology annotation, cellular component: plasma membrane. Lineage: Eukaryota; Metazoa; Chordata; Actinopteri; Pleuronectiformes; Pleuronectidae. The record is from RefSeq and is a predicted model, not a curated record.
UAGAUGAUGGCGAUGAUGAUGAUGAUGAUGAUGAUGAUGAUGAUGUAACGCUCCCCUCGUCCUAUCAGAGCAGCAGAGGAGGGUCUGGUGUCUGUGGCUGAGGGUCUUUCAUCCAGACGUGUGUGACUCUUCAUCAACGGACGACAGCAGAAAUGGAUCCUGAUGGUAAGAGAGGUGAGGCUGUUCCACUGUAUGAGGGGAAGUAUAAUGCGUACCCUGAACAGCAGGGACAGUUCGGCCCCUCUGGACAGUUUGGCCCUUCUGGACAGUUCGGCCCCUCUGGACAGUUCGGCCCCUCUGGACAGUUUGGCCCCUCUGGACAGUUCGGCCCCUCUGGACAGUUCGGCCCCUCUGGACAGUUCGGCCCUUCUGGACAGUUCGGCCCCUCUGGACAGUUCGGCCCCUCUGGACAGUUUGGCCCUCCUGGACAGGGCGGACAGCCUGGACAGCCUGUUGGACCUGUAGUGGUUGACCAUACCACUGUGGAGAUCACCACUAAGCCCCCCCGGGACCACUUCAUCUGGUCCAUACUCAGUCUUUUCUACGCAAACAUUUGCUGCAUCGGACUGGCAGCUCUCAUCUGCUCGAUCAAGGCCAGAGACCGGAAGAUGGUUGGAGAUAUGGUUGGUGCCCGACACCACAGCUCCACCGCCCGCAGACUCAACAUCAUCCAUUCCUCUCUGGUUAUCGUCUUGAUCAUCAUUUCUAUUAUUCUCUUCUUCUAUGAACCAAUGAUCAAGGGAUUCAUCAUCGUCUUUUGGAGCAGCAAGUUGUAAACGAGCAGAGGCGUCAGCUGUUGCUGCUCGAUUCUCUGAUCUGUCACAUUUUAUACACAUUUUAUGCCUUAAACAUGUGAACACAACUGAUUUGUAUUUGUGUCUCCAAACAGUUUCAUUUGACAAUAAAAGAGUUUCCUAACCCGUGAGAA